AAUUGAUAAAAUGUCGAGAAUAUGUGGAAAAAUGGCUACAGAAUUAGGUCUGCAUUUUCUGAAUGGAAUUGGAUUCUGGAACGCUUUUUGUUUGGAUAACAAAGAAACAGCUUUAAAAAAGAUGAAAGAUAACGAACUCGAUUUCAGUCCUGAAACUACAGAGGACGAAUUUGUGACUCUCUUUGAAGAAAUUUCAGUCAGUUAUGGAUCAAACAAAUAUCUGUGCUUAAGUAACUAUAAAAGUUUAUGUCAGAAUCCAGGGGAUUUCUUUCAUGAUUUUCCAGAAAAUUCUGCUAAUCUGUCUACAAGAUGCAAAGCUCAUAUAAAGUACAAAGAGUGUUUAAUUGAUUACGAAGAAAAAUGCGGGGAGGAAAUAUGGGGAUUGUAUCCCCAUGAAGAUUUAGAAGCUCUGACUACAUUUUGUGACGAAAAUUCCGUUUUGUUCCAUACAUUAUCAGAUAAAGGGAAAUGUUUCAAUAAAUUUUAUCAGAAUUAUGAAAAAGGUGCUAAAGACAGAGUUUUCAAUUGUUUUGAUGAAAUAAAAAAUAAAGAGAUGUAUGAACUGGAAUACAAUCAACGAUAUCCGGAAGAUUAUAAUGUUAGGUCCUGUUUUUAUGAUCUCCAGUUGGCGAAGUGCCUAACUGACGUAAUAUCAGAAGACUGUGGAGAAACAGCAAAAGAAUUAACGUCGCAAGCCUUAAAAAUCAACAAAUUUAAGCACACAUUGUGCAGAGAUUUGCCAAAAGAAGCUGCUUUCUUUAUGAAUGAAUUAGAUUUCAGUUAGGAAACAGAAUGUUCACUUGAGAAUUUCAUUAAAAGUCUUUAGAACGAAACCUAAAUAGUUUAAGAUGGAAAAAAUUCCUUAACAUCAAAUUAAU
Molecule: messenger RNA, 878 nt
Organism: Parasteatoda tepidariorum (common house spider)
Lineage: Eukaryota; Metazoa; Arthropoda; Arachnida; Araneae; Theridiidae
Source: RefSeq, a predicted model, not a curated record